AUGGAUUUGGUAGUUGUGCUUCGGGCAACUAACCAUCCUCUUGUCAUUAAGAGUGAUAUUGCGCCUGCUGUGAUCCUCCGGCGUGGCUGCGAGGCUUACAGCAUGCGUAACAUGAGCGCCUGUCAUCCCGCCCCGUUAAGGCUUUAUGGGGGUUGUCUCUCUUGUAUUACUCCAGUGACAGGGAAUGCCCCGCCUCGCCCCUUUUCCAUCGUUGCCGACGCAGUCGAAUGGAUUGUCCGCCAACUUUUAGCUCCUACCGUUCGUGUAGCAGGUUCUGGUCCAGAUUUGCUGGUGCCAACGUAUAGACCAGCCACACGGUGUAUCCCAGCCGGAUGUUACGCAUACCUUCUGGACAUUUCCUUUUCAGAAGGAGACUGCUGGAUGACUGUCCCUGACAUUAGUAGGAUGCCUGUGUCCCUUUCUGACCCUGACCCACGUGGUUGUUAUUUGAAUGGCUCGUCAUCCUUGCAGCACAUCCGCCCAGAUGGCAAUCCGACCAGGGAUGAGCUUAGCCAUGGUGAUAGAGACAGUCCAGGAAGCAUGGGUGCCUCGGGUCCGACUGGCUAUCUCGGACCGCUCCCCUCUGAAUGCAGAUACGGUCGCAAAUCAGAUACACCAAAUGAGUCCAUGGCGAUAUCCGGGGCUCGUGAAGCUUCGACCACCGCGAAUGACAGUGGUGUUAGCACUGGUCUCAGUAUGAUCCGACCCGAGAUUGCUUUCCAUCCUACAGGGCCAUUGAAUUAG
Messenger RNA from Aspergillus niger, 744 nucleotides. RefSeq lists its product as hypothetical. NCBI's taxonomy places the organism in Eukaryota, Fungi, Ascomycota, Eurotiomycetes, Eurotiales, Aspergillaceae. The coding region runs from base 1 to 744 and encodes 247 amino acids. The transcript is spliced from 6 exons. The record is from RefSeq and is a predicted model, not a curated record.